AUGGGUCCAUUAGAUCGGAAGCGCGACUUGAAGGCGAGUCCGUCGGAAAGGAUCGCUCUCAAAAAAGACCUCCGGAAAAUGUCACACGCACCGCGUGUGGGAAAGAUGCAGAAUCUUGUGAGGGCGCAUCAGGUGAUAGAACCAGACAUUUUGAAGACGGUGUUCCGCACCCACUUUGGUCACUAUGAGCCUAUAGUGAUGCCUUUUGGUGGUACAUGGGAGGAACAAUUGCAGCAUAUCAAUACAGUUUUACAACUGUUGUCCAAUAAUCAAUUUCAUGUUAAGAGAAAGAAGAGCUCAUUUAGGCACACUAUGAUAGAAUAUCCUGGGCAUAUGAUUUUGGUGCAAGGGGGUGCCAUGGAUCCAGCAAAGGUCUCCAGUGUGUUAAAUUGGUCUCAAGCCAAGUCUGUAGGCGCAGUUUGUGCGUUUCUAGGGCUAACUGAAUAUUAUAGACGGUUCAUCAAAGGCUACAGUAUGAUAAUGCAGCUUUUGACACAACUACUCAAGAAAGAAUCUCAGUUUAAGUUUGUGAGGGAUGGCGAAGCUCAAGCUGCCUUUGUUCAAUUGAAACAAGCCUUAGUUUCUUCUCCAGUUCUUGCAGCACUCGAUUUUUCAAAGCCUUUCGUUUUAGAAUGCGAUGCUUCUGGUUUAGAUGUUGGAGCAAUAUUGAUGCAAGAGUAG
Molecule: messenger RNA, 681 nt
Organism: Manihot esculenta (cassava)
Lineage: Eukaryota; Viridiplantae; Streptophyta; Magnoliopsida; Malpighiales; Euphorbiaceae
Exons: 3
Coding region: 1-681 (226 amino acids)
Source: RefSeq, a predicted model, not a curated record